Molecule: messenger RNA, 1674 nt
Organism: Saccharomyces kudriavzevii IFO 1802
Lineage: Eukaryota; Fungi; Ascomycota; Saccharomycetes; Saccharomycetales; Saccharomycetaceae
Gene: ELP3
Product: Elongator subunit ELP3
Exons: 1
Coding region: 1-1674 (557 amino acids)
Biological process (GO): tRNA wobble base 5-methoxycarbonylmethyl-2-thiouridinylation
Cellular component (GO): elongator holoenzyme complex; cytoplasm; nucleus
Molecular function (GO): iron-sulfur cluster binding; acyltransferase activity, transferring groups other than amino-acyl groups
Source: RefSeq, a predicted model, not a curated record
AUGGCUCGUCAUGGUAAAGGCCCAAAAACCAACAAGAAGAAGCUGGCUCCUGAGAAAGAAAGAUUUAUUCAAUGUUGCGCCGAUAUCACGUUAGAAUUAACAGAUUCUUUAACCUCAGGGACGACCAGAGAGAUAAACCUGAAUGGUUUGAUAACUAAAUAUUCAAAGAAGUAUAAACUGAAGCAGCAACCAAGGCUGACCGAUAUUAUCAACUCCAUUCCUGAUCAAUACAAGAAAUAUUUAUUGCCUAAAUUAAAGGCUAAGCCUGUCAGAACAGCAUCAGGUAUUGCGGUUGUGGCAGUUAUGUGUAAGCCACACCGUUGUCCCCAUAUUGCAUACACAGGUAAUAUCUGUGUUUAUUGUCCUGGUGGUCCAGAUUCCGAUUUUGAAUAUUCUACACAAUCUUAUACAGGGUAUGAGCCAACUUCAAUGCGUGCCAUCAGGGCUCGUUACGAUCCCUACGAACAAGCGCGCGGCAGAGUAGAACAAUUGAAACAAUUGGGCCACUCUAUUGACAAGGUCGAAUAUGUUCUUAUGGGUGGUACAUUUAUGUCUUUACCAAAGGAAUAUCGGGAAGAUUUUAUUGUCAAAUUGCAUAAUGCGCUUUCUGGGUUCAACGGUAAUGAUAUUGAUGAGGCCAUCCUUUAUUCGCAACAGAGUUUAACAAAGUGUGUGGGUAUAACCAUUGAAACUAGGCCUGAUUAUUGUACUCAAACACAUUUGGACGACAUGUUAAAGUACGGCUGUACUAGACUAGAAAUUGGUGUUCAGUCCUUAUACGAAGACGUUGCUCGUGAUACUAAUAGAGGGCAUACCGUUAGAUCUGUUUGUGAAACUUUUGCUGUGUCUAAAGAUGCUGGGUAUAAAGUUGUUUCUCACAUGAUGCCUGAUUUGCCAAAUGUUGGUAUGGAAAGAGAUAUUGAGCAAUUUAAGGAAUAUUUUGAGAAUCCAGACUUCAGAACUGAUGGGUUAAAAAUUUAUCCAACUCUAGUUAUCAGAGGUACAGGUCUAUAUGAACUUUGGAAAACCGGUAGAUAUAAGUCAUACAGUGCCAAUGCUUUAGUAGACUUAGUUGCUAGAAUUCUCGCGCUAGUGCCACCAUGGACAAGAAUCUACCGUGUCCAAAGAGAUAUUCCUAUGCCAUUAGUUACCUCUGGUGUAGACAAUGGUAACUUGAGAGAAUUGGCAUUAGCCAGAAUGAAGGAUUUGGGUACAACCUGUAGGGACGUCCGUACUAGGGAAGUUGGUAUUCAGGAGGUACAUCAUAAAGUUCAGCCCGACCAAGUUGAGCUAAUUAGAAGAGAUUACUUUGCAAAUGCCGGUUGGGAGACUUUUCUAUCGUAUGAAGAUCCAAAGAAAGAUAUCUUGAUCGGGUUACUCAGAUUAAGAAAAGCUUCAAAGAAAUAUACGUAUAGAAAGGAAUUUACUGCACAGAGGACUUCUAUCGUUAGAGAAUUGCACGUCUAUGGUUCUGUGGUUCCAUUACAUUCGAGGGAUCCACGUAAGUUUCAACAUCAAGGAUUCGGUACUCUAUUAAUGGAGGAGGCCGAAAGAAUUGCCAAAGAAGAGCAUGGUUCAGAAAAAAUUUCCGUUAUUUCUGGUGUUGGUGUAAGGAACUACUACGGCAAAUUAGGGUAUGAAUUAGACGGUCCAUAUAUGUCUAAGAGAAUUUAG